AUGGAGGCAAAGACCGAGUCGGUUCUUGACGCGCCUGUGGUUGCGCCGCCAGGAACGGUGAGAGAUAUGUCUGAAGCGGAGAGCUUGAACCUAGGCGUGGAGGAGCUGUUCGUAAAAGUUGACCAGCUUGAGCAGAAAUUCAAUGAGGUUCAACAAUUCUACUCCACUUCAAAUGCAAAGCACCUGGACACUCGGGUUGGUUAUUUAUUGAAGGAAAAAGAAAGGGACAAGUUUUCUGCGUGCAGCUUUAAGAAGAAGCAGCAAGAUAUAGCAAGUAGGGAAGCAGUUGCUGCUCAGAGAAUGCAAGAGCUUAUGCGCCAAUUUGGGACGAUAUUGCGACAGUUAACUCAACACCAGUGGGCGGGGCCAUUCUUGCAGCCUGUGGAUGUAGUAGGUCUUGGUUUGCACGACUAUAUGAGGUAUGAUGUUAUUGAGAAGCCCAUGGAUUUCAGCACUAUCAAAUGCAGAAUGGAGGCCAAAGAUGGUACUGGGUAUAAAAAUGUUCGAGAAGUAUGCGCUGACGUGAGGCUGAUAUUGAAGAAUGCAAUGAAGUAUAACAAAGAAAGAGACGAUGUUCAUGUUAUGGCCAAAACUUUGUUGGAUAAAUUUGAGACGAAAUGGUUGCAACUUCUGCCAAAAGUUGAUGAAGAGGAAGAAAGGCGGAGAGAAGAAGAAGCUGAUAUGCAACUAGAUGUACAGCUUGCACAAGAGGCUGCUUAUGCCAAAAUGACUAGAGAAUUAUGUUUUGAUCUGGAUGAGGUUGAUGCACAACUUGAGGAACUCAGAGAUUCGGUACUUCAAAAAUGCAGAAAGAUGACAACCGAAGAAAAGAAACGACUUGGGAGUGCUAUCACUCGUCUAUCUCCUGAGGACAUCAAUAAGGCUGUAGACAUAAUUGCCCAGAACGACCCCACGUUUCAAGCAGCUGGAGAAACUGUGGAAGUUGACAUUGACGCGCAGAGUGAAUCCACCUUGUGGAAAUUGAAAUUUUUCGUGAAAGCCACGUUACCGCUGCAGAUGAAGAGUUCAACCAGCACCAGAGGGAACAACAACGGCGACAACAACCAGAACUGCAAUAACAAACGAAAGCGAGAUGUACCCGAAAGCCUAGCUAAAACUGCACAGAAAAAGAGCAAAAAGCCCCCAAACUGA
Salvia splendens (bonfire salvia) is the source of this 1152-nucleotide messenger RNA. RefSeq names its product transcription factor GTE6. Bases 1 to 1152 code for a protein of 383 amino acids. Gene Ontology annotation, molecular function: protein binding. The transcript is spliced from 9 exons. The record is from RefSeq and is a predicted model, not a curated record. Lineage: Eukaryota; Viridiplantae; Streptophyta; Magnoliopsida; Lamiales; Lamiaceae.